AUGGACCAGACGUCGACCUCAACGACGUCGUCGCAUGAUUCUUCUCGCCAUCCACAGUCACUCGACGGCUCCGGCGGUAAAUCUACACCAAUAAGGACACCUUCGCGAUCCUCCUCCAGCAGCGACAGUGCAAGACACGUCGCCGAGCUUGAUGACGUCUCCAAACUACAGAAACCACCCCAAGCGCAUCGAGGGGAACCGAUAAGGACGCCCGGUUCCCAGGAUAUUGCCGAUCGAAGAGACGAAUCAGACGACGGCUAUAACAGCGACAACGCCGAAGACGACGCCCUCGUCCUAGAGCAGGAUCCCGCCGAGAUGUCGAGCUGGUCGGGGCAGCCCUCCAUCAGGGGGAGCUCCGAAGCCAUGCGCAUGAUCCUCUUGACCUUUAACACCCUUGGUAUCACCUUUACAUGGGGAAUUGAGAUGACAUAUUGCACACCAUACCUCCUAAAUCUUGGCCUGACGAAGAGCAACACAUCGCUGGUGUGGGUCGCAGGACCGCUGUCUGGCCUGAUUGUCCAACCCAUCGUCGGAGCCAUUGCGGAUGAGUCCAAGUCGAAAUGGGGCAGACGGCGGCCCUUCAUAGUGAUGGGAUCGGUCAUUGUGGCUUUUGCCCUGCUUACACUAGGCUUCACGAAGGAGAUCGUAGGACUAUUCAUAUCAGAUAAGGAGACUGCUCGCAUUUUCACCAUUAUUCUCGCCGUGAUGGCUAUUUAUGUGGUGGACUUUGCCAUCAACGCCGGUAGGCAGAGCUUGCAUCUGAGACGUACGAAUGUACCCGCUAACUGUCUUGUCAUAGUCAUGUCUUGCGCAAGAAGCUUGAUUGUAGACACCCUGCCAAUUGAAAAGCAGCAAACGGGCGCCGCUUGGUCUAGCAGAAUGUCUGCGGUCGGACACAUGUUGGGCUACAUAUCUGGAGCUGUGGAUCUGGUCGGCAUCUUUGGGUCAUGGCUGGGUGAUUCGCAGUUCCAGAUACUCACGGUGAUAGCUACCUUCUUGAUGAUCUUCUCCUCGGCAGUUACAUGCUGGGCUGUGACGGAACGGGUGCUGGUCUCCACAAGACAAGACCCGCGACAGGCGACCGGGAGGUUCAAGGUAUUCCGCCAGAUCUGGUCGACACUGCUACACCUGCCGCCGAGAAUUCAGGCCAUAUGCUGGGUUCAGUUCUGGUCCUGGAUCGGUUGGUUUCCGUUCCUGUUCUACAGCACCACAUGGGUCGGCGAGACCUACUUCCGCUACGACGCCCCCGCAGAUGGCAACGACUCCAAGGACGCGUUGGGAGACAUCGGUAGAAUCGGCAGCAUGGCUCUGGUCAUUUACUCCACCAUCACAUUCCUGGGCGCAUGGUUGCUUCCGUUUAUCGUUAAGUCGCCAGAUGACGAGGGCUUCACCGCCCGGCCACCACAGAGCAUCGCGCCGUUCCUGGAGAAGUUCUCCAAAAAGAAGCCCGAUCUCAUGACGGCUUGGAUCUGUGGUCACCUCAUGUUCGCUGCAGCCAUGUUCAUGGCGCCCUUCGCCACCAGCUUCCGCUUUGCGACGUUCCUCGUCGCCUUCUGCGGUUUCUCCUGGACGAUCGCCAUGUGGGCCCCGUCAGCCUUCCUAGGUGUCGAGGUCAACAAGCUCAGCGGUGCUCGCGAAGGAGGCGGCGCAGCGUACCGCCGGCUUUCGGACGCCUCGAACAUUGAGCUCCCCACCCUCGGCCAGGACCAACCCUUACACCUCGAACACGGCCCAGAAGACAACUCUCAUUCAUCGUCCACUGGCGAGUUGUCGGGCAUUUACUUUGGUAUUCUAAACAUUUAUACGACCCUGCCGCAAUUCAUCGGCACCUUCAUCAGCACCAUUGUCUUUUCCAUUCUAGAGCCCGGCAAGAGCCCCGAAUUGUCGGACGCGCCCGAGAGCGAGCACCACAACACGGACGGCCCCAACGCCAUUGCUGUAUGCCUCUUUAUCGGAGCCAUAUGUGCCGUGGUUGCCGCCUUUGCAACACGCAAGUUGAAAUAUCUUUAA
Colletotrichum truncatum is the source of this 2010-nucleotide messenger RNA. The record is from RefSeq and is a predicted model, not a curated record. NCBI's taxonomy places the organism in Eukaryota, Fungi, Ascomycota, Sordariomycetes, Glomerellales, Glomerellaceae.